AGUAAUAUAGGCUCUGUUACAAAGGGACCUUACUGUCUGGGACCUGCUAGCUCCAGUACUGCCACAAUGCAGGAUUCCAGAGACAGGGUCUCUCUAUGUUGCCCAGGGUGGUCUCCAAGGCCUGGGGGCCUCAAGCGAUCUUCCCACCUCAGCCUCCCAAAAUGCUGGAAUUACAGGCACUGACUCACUGGCCCUGCCAUGCCCACACCACUGCUCCCGCUGCUGCUUCGAUUGCUGCUGUCCCGCCUGCUGCUGCCUGCUGCCCGCCUGGCCUGCCAAUACCUCCUGCCCCUGCUGCGCCGAUUGGCCCGCCGCCUGGGCUCCCAGGACAUGCGAGAGGCUUUGCUGGGCUGUCUGCUGUUCAUUCUCAGCCAGCGACACUCGCCAGACGCUGGGGAGGCCUCAAGAGUGGACCGCCUGGAGAGGAGGGAGAGGUUAGGCCCCCAAAAGUGAGGCCACAAGUCCUGGCAGCAGCUGUAUCCACAAAAUGCUUUCUUUUGGAGUAGGAUAAUCCUGGCACCAGCACUGACCGAAGCCUGCCCAUUGGACAGAAGAUACAGUGAGGGUUGUGCAUGAGAGGGAUCUGCCACAGACCUGCCUCUCCACUCCCAACAGAAAUGUCUUUCUGGAAGAAUGCCUUGCAUCUAGCACAAAACUGAUUAUUGCCCCUCUGUCCUCCAGCAGUUCCUCCCAAGCCCACUCCUAAUCACCUCUGGCCUCAGGUGGGAGGGGAACUAACACCCACCCACCCCUGCCCUCCCUGCAAAUGGGAACAUCAAGGUUCCUAGUGCUUAACUGAGGGACAAGUGACAAUUUAGCAGAGAGGCAAGAUUUGAAUCCAGACUGUCUUCCAGACUCAGGACCUACCUUAAAAUAAUAUCUGAGUUGCCUAUGGAGGCAGACCUGCCUGCAAAGCCCAGCACUCAGCAAGUGCUCAAUAAAUAUUUGAUUUGAAUUCUUUCCAUG
Messenger RNA from Gorilla gorilla gorilla (western lowland gorilla), 966 nucleotides. It is a transcript of the gene MYMX, whose product is annotated as myomixer, myoblast fusion factor. The record is from RefSeq and is a predicted model, not a curated record. Gene Ontology annotation, cellular component: endoplasmic reticulum membrane; Golgi membrane; plasma membrane. Gene Ontology annotation, biological process: myoblast fusion; skeletal muscle organ development. Lineage: Eukaryota; Metazoa; Chordata; Mammalia; Primates; Hominidae. The transcript is spliced from 3 exons. Bases 199 to 453 code for a protein of 84 amino acids.